AGGCAGUCCAGCCGCACGCUGGACCCCCGGCCCCGUUCCUGCAGCCCUGCGUCCGCCGCUCGCCUGCCGCCCAAGCCCCUGCCUCGGAUUGCUGGGCUGGUGUCUGCUGGGGAACUGAUGCCUUCGAUCCAGACUUACCGCCGAUGGCUCUGAUCUCCUUUGCCGGCUCCUCAACACCCAGCCUAGGACCCUCGGUCUCUCUGUUGGGAGCGGGGAUGCCCACUUUCCUCCUGGCAGGCUGUACUAGCCACGUGCCAGUCGCCUCGGAGUAUUUUCCCAUCAUGUGUUCCUUGCCUCGCUGGGUCGUUGAGCCCUCUGUAGUCUGUGAAAAUUCCCCCUGCUUGACCUGUAUCCUCCAGGUCUCCUGCUUCUUUGGCUUCCUGGUCUUCACCCCCCUUAUUCCUUGACCACACCCUGCUCAGACCUUGCUCUUGGCUGAUCCUGCUGUGUCGGAGGCUUUGAGAAGAGCGGACAGCUUCACGUGGAGGUACAGGGAGAGUUUGUCCUUGUUCAGUAGGAUACCGACUGCGGUGGGAACAGUUUGGGAGCCAUGGGCCGUCGGCUCAUCCAUGGUCUCUCUGGAGCCGCAAUCUUCCUUGCCAGUGUGGCUCUCCUUUCCGUGCGGCACCGUGGGGCUCAGGAAACAGCUCGGUAUCCAAGGCUCAGGGAGGGGAUGUUGGAGAAGCCAGAGCAACGAAGCAAAGUGAGCGCAGAGAAAGCUGGUGGCAGGGGGCAGAAGGACCUCAAAGUCCGUUCUCUGGAGGGAUACAGGACUGAGAGAAGCCUAACACUUGGAGACAUUUUCAUAGCUGUGAAGACAACCAAGAGAUUUCACCAGAGCAGGAUGGAGCUGCUUCUGGACACAUGGAUAUCGCAGGCCAGUGAGCAGACCUACGUCUUCACUGAUGAAGAAGAUGAUGCCUUGAAAAGGAGAAUGGGUGACCACGUGAUCUUCACCAACUGCUCUGCCGAGCACAGCCAUCUGGCCCUCUCCUGCAAGAUGGCAGCUGAGUUCGACGCCUUCCUGGUCAGCGGCCGGAGCUGGUUUUGCCAUUUGGAUGAUGACAACUACCUGAACCCUCAGGCCCUCCUGAAGCUCUUGUCCUCCUACUCUGAGACGUGGGAUGUUUACCUGGGGAAACCCAGCCUGAACCGACCCAUCCGGGCCUCUGAAACACUGCCAAACAACCAGACGAAAUCUGUGCGCUUCUGGUUUGCCACAGGAGGGGCUGGGUUCUGCAUCAGCCGCAAGCUGGCAAGCAAGAUGGUGCCGUGGGCCAGUGGCAGGAACUUCCUGACCACUUCAGAGCUCAUCCGCCUGCCGGAUGACUGCACCAUGGGUUACAUCAUUGAGUGCAAAGUUGGUGGGCAGCUGCUGCCCAAUGCCCUCUUCCACUCCCACCUGGAGAACCUGCAGCUCAUCCCCACCUCUCAGCUCAUCCAGCAGGUCACCCUCAGCUACGGUGUCUUUGAGAACAAACUCAAUGUUAUUGAGCUCAGCGGCCCCUUCUCUCCACAAGAGGAUCCCUCAAGCAGGUUUCGAUCACUCCACUGUCAUCUCUAUCCUGACACCUCCUGGUGCCUGCAGCCUGUUGGCUGGUGAUGCCUGAGCCUCAGCUACAGUUGGUCCUAGUGAUACCUAUGCACCUUGUAGGGGAUGGGACAGUGAAGAAGCUUGGUGUCCUCAAUUUUGCCUUUUCUACAGUGGUCGUGGGGCUCUGUGAUGGCUUUUUUGGCCCUUGCUCAAUACUGGUGACACAGGACAAGAGACAGGAUCUGUCCCAAAGAUGGAUAACAUGGGCUGGACACAUGGAUGAGCUUCCCAUCUGUGC
Pipra filicauda (Wire-tailed manakin) is the source of this 1832-nucleotide messenger RNA. RefSeq names its product MFNG O-fucosylpeptide 3-beta-N-acetylglucosaminyltransferase (gene MFNG). Gene Ontology annotation, cellular component: Golgi membrane. The coding region runs from base 551 to 1603 and encodes 350 amino acids. The transcript is spliced from 8 exons. The record is from RefSeq and is a predicted model, not a curated record. NCBI's taxonomy places the organism in Eukaryota, Metazoa, Chordata, Aves, Passeriformes, Pipridae. Gene Ontology annotation, molecular function: O-fucosylpeptide 3-beta-N-acetylglucosaminyltransferase activity. Gene Ontology annotation, biological process: pattern specification process; regulation of Notch signaling pathway.